This is a messenger RNA of Aspergillus nidulans FGSC A4, 1230 nucleotides long. Its product is annotated as endonuclease. Gene Ontology annotation, cellular component: Slx1-Slx4 complex; nucleus. Gene Ontology annotation, biological process: DNA recombination; DNA repair. Lineage: Eukaryota; Fungi; Ascomycota; Eurotiomycetes; Eurotiales; Aspergillaceae. Gene Ontology annotation, molecular function: DNA endonuclease activity; 5'-flap endonuclease activity. The record is from RefSeq and is a predicted model, not a curated record. The transcript is spliced from 2 exons. The coding region runs from base 1 to 1230 and encodes 409 amino acids.
AUGGGCACCGGAUACAGAACCCAAGCGUUAUAUAUUGGCUCAACGCCGGACCCUGCUCGACGUCUGGCUCAACAUAAUGGGCUCUGCAAAGGGGGCGCUCGCCGAACGGCGGAUGAAAAGCGACGGCCAUGGGAAAUGGUGAUGGUUGUAGAAGGUUUUAUGAGCAAGAUUGCAGCGUUGCAGUUUGAAUGGGCAUGGCAGCACCCGGCGGCUACUCGACAUCUCACGGCAGACGCUCCAAGCAAGGAGCAGUCGAAGACCCAUGAAGGGAUCGAAGAUGAUGAUGCAGUAAAGAAGCCUCAACAAAAGACUAAAGGCCUGACAGAUUCCAGAGCUACUGGUGAGCGUGAAGACGAUGGGAAGAAAAAGACAAAGAGGAAACCACCAGCUCGACGUACUCGAACUUCUUUGAAGGCUCACCUGGAAGAUCUACAUCUUUUGCUACGUUCGACAUACUUCAAAGAAUGGCCUCUUAGUUUGCGAUUUUUUGCUGCGGACGUCUCACAGCAAUGGAGAUGGUUGUGUGGCCGCGUAAACGAGAGCAUUCCAACUCAUAUCAAGAUGGUCGCGGAUGGCAACUGUGCGGAUACUUCCCCCCAAUGUGACCACAGUCUGGGGGUUGGCAGCGUUAGGGAGAUUGGAGUCGACUAUACGCCCAUCCGGGAUUACUUGGAGAAGGCCACGUUCUUGCUGGACGACAUGCGAGGCUCAUACUGCAAAAUCUGUAAGGAGCAGUAUGUAGAUAAUGACUGGGCAGUUGUUUGCCCAGAGGCGGACUGUACCAGUACUACUCAUCUGCUGUGUUUGUCGAGAACGUUCCUGGAUGCCACGGAGGAUCCAGAACGUCUUGUUCCGCUCACUGGAAAGUGUCCUACGUGUGCUCAGACUGUUCAAUGGCCUCUUAUGAUGAAAGAGCUGAGCAUCCGAACACGGGGCGGACGAUUGCUGCAUAAUAUGCUGAAAAAAGGCGGAAAGAGGACUAGAACAAUACAGAAGGCGCAAGAUGCCACGGCAGAGUCAGAUGAUAAUGCAUCCGCUGCGGAUAUCGCAGUUGACGCAUCGCACGAGGACAGCGAUGACACGGAUUCUCUGAUCGACUACUGGGAUCGCAUUCUGGGCUCCGAUUCAGAGUCUGGCGCAAGCAUCCACUCGCAGUAUGGUUCGAAAGCUUCAGGGACCGAAGUGAACAUUGAAAAGAACGUUUUUCUCGACAAUGGGCUGCUGGAUUGA